Cephus cinctus (wheat stem sawfly) is the source of this 689-nucleotide messenger RNA. It is a transcript of the gene l(1)10Bb, whose product is annotated as protein BUD31 homolog. NCBI's taxonomy places the organism in Eukaryota, Metazoa, Arthropoda, Insecta, Hymenoptera, Cephidae. The record is from RefSeq and is a predicted model, not a curated record. Gene Ontology annotation, cellular component: nucleus; spliceosomal complex. Bases 151 to 585 code for a protein of 144 amino acids. The transcript is spliced from 3 exons. Gene Ontology annotation, biological process: mRNA splicing, via spliceosome.
GUCGCUCGACAUUCCCACACUCUUCGCUUGUUCGAUCAUAACGACGCUUACUUAGAUUGUGUAUGUACAUAAGUUUAUUGUGCUUUCUGUGGGUUCUAUCAGGGGAAGGUGCGUAAUUGAUUUUCUUAAUAGUGUGGGAAAUAAAGCAUAAUGCCGAAAGUAAGAAGAAGCAAGAAGGCACCUCCAGAUGGUUGGGAACUUAUAGAACCUACGCUCGAGGAAUUGGAGCAAAAAAUGCGUGAAGCUGAAACUGAACCACACGAAGGCAAAAGGAAACAGGAAUCUCUUUGGCCAAUUUUUAAAAUUCAUCAUCAGAAAUCCAGAUAUAUAUACGAUCUGUUCUACCGGCGAAAAGCUAUUAGUCGUGAACUUUAUGACUACUGCUUGAAUGAAAAGAUAGCUGAUCAGAAUCUAAUAGCAAAGUGGAAGAAAGUUGGUUAUGAGAACUUGUGCUGCUUGCGCUGUAUACAAACUAGAGAUACAAAUUUUGGUACUAAUUGUAUUUGUCGGGUACCAAAGGGAAAGUUAGAAGAAGGUAGGAUAGUGGAAUGUAUUCACUGUGGUUGCAGAGGAUGUUCUGGUUAAUUAAGUCCACUGCUAAUUUAAGGCACUCAUUUUUAUUAUCAGUUUAAAUAGCUUUAAUAAUAAAUGUAUAUGUAUUUUGUAAAUAAAUGCGUUCUGUCUAAUGA